AUGUGUGGCCUCGCAUUUUGGCUUCGCUUCCAUUCGCCGCAGCAGUGGAAGGACUGCGCGGAUGUUUUUCCGGAGGCUCUCGUGGAGGCAGAGGCCUUCACCGCAGCUGCAGAGGCCUUGCCGCGGCGCGGGCCAGAUGCAGAAGGCGAGCAGGUGGUGGAUCUGCCAAAUGCAGAGUUGCACCUCCAUGCCUGCGUCCUGCACCUCCGAGGUGACUCGGUGGUGUCGCAGCCAUGCCCCGUGGCCUCCGAGGAGGAGGUUGGGCGGCUGCUCUUCAAUGGCGAGGCCUACGAAGUCCUCACCCCCAUAUCUCCAGGCCAAAGCCAUCGCCAGGAGCUGGAAGGGGAGGAGUUCGGCACGGCCAUCAACCUGUACAGGUUGAGGCUUCCGGUCACCGGUAUCUUCGUGUUCGACUUCGCCAAGGAGCCGUCGGUUCACCAUGUGCCCUGGGAAGAGCCUGUGGCCUUCGAGCAAAGCUGGUGGUGGGCUUCGGCCGCUGUGGCACCCGCGACGCCGGUGGCAACUUUUGCCCAACUGCUGGCUGCUGCCGUCGCACUGCGCGUGUCGCACGUGGCCCAGCUCGCAGGUGCCAAAGACGCACCUCACCUGGGCCUCCUCUUCUCCGGGGGCUUGGACUCCACGGUCCUGGCAGCCUUGGCAGCCGAGGCGGUGCCGGGGUGUACGAUCGAGCUGCUCAAUGUAGCUUUCGACAGCUCAGCGCCAGACCGCCUCACGGCCCUUUGCAGCUACGAGGAUCUCGUGCGGCAGUACGGAGCUGAGCGCUUUCGGCUGGUGCUCUGCGACGUAACGCAGCAGGAGGUCUACGAGGAAGAGCUGGCGAUCUGUCGGCUUUUGGGUCCCAAGGCCACGCACCUGGACUUCAACAUCGCUGCAGCCCUUUGGUUUGCUGCCCGAGGCCGGGGGCUCGUCUGCCCCGCCUCCGUCCUCGAGGCCACCUGGUGGCCCUCUGCCAAGGCAACGCAGGCCAUGGAAGCCGUGCAGCUUGAGCCGCUGAAGCCCAUCGAACGAGGAGGCCCGGCGCCAGCUGCAGAGAGAUCGCCUUGCGUGCGCUGCGUCCUUCCGGCCAAGCCAGGUUGCCCCCACGGUGCCUGCAAGCUUUGCUGCCGAAAGCUGCGCCAGGCAGCUGGAGAGCCAAAGGACUGGUGCUCGGUGCACAAAGCGAAGGCUUCAGAACCAGGGCCAGAAGCGUCCGCCGCGGCUGGGAAAGAGGCUGAGGAGGAGGCCCCGGUGACCGCCUGCAUGAGUGCCCGACGCUGCGCUGGCGAGGAGGCUCUCGUGGUGCAAGCCGCCAGCCGUGUCCUCCUCAUCGGUACUGGUGCCGAUGAACUUCUGGGCGGCUACUCCCGACACCGCACGGCACGAGUGAAGCGCGGCGCCGAAGGGACCCGUGAAGAGAUGCUGAAGGACCUGCAGCGGCUGUGGACGCGCAACCUGGGCCGGGAUGAUCGCAUCAUUGCCGACCAUGGACGGGAAGCCAGACACCCCUUCCUGGACGAGCACCUGCUGCGUUUCGUCGGAAGCCUUCCCAUCGACCUCCUGGCAUACGGACCCGGAGGCCACAGUGCUCUUGACCUUGCAAACAUGAUCGCUCCGGCGGUGGCCUCCACCAAAGCCCAUGUUGUGCAGCAUGCGAGGUGGCAAUCCUCCGUGGAAGGCCAGUGCUUGGGCUGCCAGGGCUCGUCAAAGGGCAGCUCCUCAGCACUGGUGCUAGCGGCGUUUUGCGGGGGUGUUGGCAGCCAGAUGCGGCGCAAAGGUGCACGAUGCGUCGCACUGCGGGCCACGACAAAAAAAGCGCAAGAUCCAGUACCGGUGCCGAAGGCACCACCGGCCAGUGUGGCACGCGGCUGGCAAGAAAUCUGCGGGUGCCCAGUCUUCGUCCCAUCGGAACCGAGAAGGCAGGUGCACUUCAUUGGUGGCGCUUUCGUCGGUGCCUCCCCGAAGCUCUUUUACAAGGAUUUUUUGGAAAGUCUUGCAGAAGAAGGCGAGGCAGUUGUAGUUGCAACACCAUACAAACUGACGUUUGAUUACGACGCCAUGGCGACGGAUACUUCGAGCAAGUUCGAUCAGGUGGUGGCCCAGUUGGCAGAGGAGGAUCCCGCAAUGAAGGAUCUUCCAUCAGCAGCAAUUGGUCACUCGUGCGGGGCGCUGCUGCAUACAUUGCUGGCCGUCGCUCAUGGCCGGCACGAGGCCUGCAUCCUCAUGGCUUUCAACAACAAGCCCGUCUCAGAUGCUAUCCCUGUGCCCCUCCCCCCACCUCCCGAAGACCCCAAGCUCCGGGAGCGCCUCCGCAAUGGCGUCGAGGGAGCCCUCGCCGAUGCUCCGGUGGAGGAGGCGCUGGCUGCCGCGGAGCGGGCCAUCCGUGCCGCCGGCGCUGCAGCGCCGUCCGAGGAUUUCUCAUCGCGCACGGCGCCAGUGCUUUCGCAGUGGGGCCCACUGCUUGGGAGCGUGGUGGAGGGCCGGACGGAGUUCACUUUGUCAACAGAGGACAUCUCAGCGCGAGUCUUGUCGGAGUUUCCGUCUACACGCACCUUGGUGGUGCAAUUUGCGAACGACUUCACAGACGAGAGCGAUCGCCUGAUGGACUUGAUCCGCCAAGGCGGCGGUGAAGUCGAGAAGCUGCGCUUCCCCGGUGGCCACACCACUCCGCUGGAUGCGCCCCUGGGAAGUUCCCGGAUACAGCGGCUCUCUCAGUCCAUUGCAGCCUUUGUCCUGCAGCGUCCACUGCCGGGCCAAGACACUGCGCAGGAGGAGCUGAAGGACCGCUUCCUUCGACUCACGGCCGGCUGCAACCGGGGCUUCUCGGCGCUGCAGCCCGGGCAGCGGGCGGAGAUCAUGACCUGCAUCGAAGAGCUGGAGGCCUUGAAGCCGAGCUUCCGGAAGCCGGGCCCUUCUUACGAGAGGGGGUGGAACAGGGGCUCAGGCCCUGAAAAGCCUUCGGAAGAAGACGGCCUCGUCUCGGCGCUUUCUGGGAAGUGGCGCCUGAUUUGGGCCACGUCGCCGGACGUCCUUCUCCUCACCUCGCUGCCCCUGGCCGACUGCGGAGAGAUCCGGCAGGAUAUCCAGAGGAGCCCAGAGGAUCUUGGGGCUACGCUGAGUAUCACAAACUCUGUGGAGCUAUCUCCCAAGGGCAUCGGGGUGCUUGGAGUGGUGCUUCCAGAUCUGGCGAGGGCAGUCACCAUUCUCUCCAAGGUGCAGGCCACGGGCAAGCUGCUUCCGGACGACAGCGUUUCGAUCAGCUUUCAGAGUGCCUGCCUUGAACCAGCAGUACAGUCAGAGGGGAUGCCCUCCUUGCCGCUGCCACUGCCAUCGGUUGCCCUGACCUCCGGGGAAGGAGCGAGCGAGUCGGAUCCAUCACCAGACAAGUGGCUGCUGAGGGCGCUUGCUGCCGAACGGGGCUUGGAGACUUGUUCGCGCUUCAAGAAGCGAGCGAUCCAGUUUGGGAGCCGCAUCGCGAAGCAAUCCAACGUGCAGCACACCGGUAGUCACAGCCUCGGUCCGGACUUGUGUUUUUGUUAG
Symbiodinium sp. CCMP2456 is the source of this 3537-nucleotide messenger RNA. The record is from the annotation of a GenBank genome assembly. Lineage: Eukaryota; Dinophyceae; Suessiales; Symbiodiniaceae.